Messenger RNA from Habropoda laboriosa, 1721 nucleotides. Its product is annotated as carboxypeptidase B-like. The record is from RefSeq and is a predicted model, not a curated record. Gene Ontology annotation, biological process: proteolysis. The transcript has 8 exons. NCBI's taxonomy places the organism in Eukaryota, Metazoa, Arthropoda, Insecta, Hymenoptera, Apidae. Gene Ontology annotation, molecular function: metallocarboxypeptidase activity; zinc ion binding. The coding region runs from base 109 to 1377 and encodes 422 amino acids.
GAAUGAUCUAAUAUCAUGUUAACGAAAGCUGAGUAUUGGUUUGCGUAGAUAUAAUACGAUAUAUAAAACUUGAGAAACGACGAGCAGCUUCAAUCGAGAGUAGCCAAGAUGCGUGUUGCUUUCUUAAUCGCGGCGGUUCUCACCGCGGCUGUUUUAGCCGCGGAGGAGGAAGUUUUGCCAUCCAUACAGGGGAUGCAGAGUCUCUCUAUUUCCUACGACACGCUUGACCAAUUUUUCCUGUUGAAAAAUUUCGCAGGCGUACCUGGCUUCGAUUUCCUGAGAAUGACCGAAAACGUCGUGGACGUUCUAGUGACAGCAGAAAAUCUGGAUAUGUUUAAAGAACUUCUGAAUGAUUAUGGCAUGAAUUACACGGUCACGAUUAAUGACGUCCAAGAAGAAGUCAUUGAAGAACGUAUCACGCAAGAAGUUGAGCGUAGAUUGCAAGCAAGACUGCAGGAAGAGUAUGCUUCUUCAGGAAAAUUGUCUUUUACCUUCUAUCCUAAUAACAACGAAGUGGACGACUAUCUCAACUACAUAACGAGAACUCAUGGUGACAUAGCCUCGCUAAUUACCAUAGGUAAUUCCUAUGAAGGCCGAUCGAUGAAAGUUCUAAAGCUGUCGAACGGUGGCCGAAAUAAGCCAGCUAUUUUCAUAGAUGCCGGAAUUCAUGCUAGGGAAUGGAUCGCUCCGGUGACAGCUCUUUAUAUAAUAGAUCAGAUCGUGGCUAACCACAAAGUCCUCUUGACAAACGUUGACUGGUACAUCCUGCCUGUUUUGAACCCGGAUGGUUAUGCAUUCACGCACGGCUCAUCCUCGAAUCGUUUAUGGAGAAAAACGAGGUCAAGUCGAGGAUCGAGCUGCCGUGGCGUCGAUGGAAAUCGAAAUUACGACAUGGAAUGGAUGGCAAUUGGCGCGUCGAACAAUCCAUGCAGCGAUACUUACGCCGGCCCUAAAGCAUUCUCCGAGCCGGAAACGCAGCACAUGAGAGAUUUUAUUUUAGCACGAAAAGGACAAAUUAAGGCCUACAUUUCGUUCCACUCUUACGGCCAGUACAUUUUAUAUCCAUGGGGCUUCACAUCCAAAGUGCCUGCCAACGAACCAGAACUGCGUAAUCUUGCCAGCGAUUGCGCAAAAGCAAUCGCUAAAUCUCGUCAAACGAAGUACACUUAUGGAACCUCGGCUAACCAUCUCUAUCCAGCUGCAGGAGGCAGCGAUGAUUGGGCAAUGGCCAAAGCAGACGUGAGUUUGUCAUACACUUACGAAUUACCAGGUGGAAAAUCGGGAUUCCUAUUACCACCGUCAGAGAUCAAAGCUGUUGGCGCCGAGACAUUCGAGGCUAUCAAAGUGAUUCAUCAAUACGUUACGUCGCACUAUUAAACGUGUAAUCACGUGGAUCAUCGAGCUUCUCCUGUACAAAGAUUCCCCAAUUCCAUUGUUCUCUCUUGUACAAAGAUUCGCCAUUCGACUGAUUCGUACAGUGAGAAACCAUAUACGAAUUAGCGACUGAAAUAAAUUUCUUGGAACGACGAUAAACUCUAUUUUGUGAUAAAACAAAAUUCUCUUUCAUGAAACACGUCCUUCCUACUAAGCUGAUUCAAAAGUUCGCGAACUCUUUUGAAAUUCAGAUUCGACUAACAGAGACAACUUUUAAACGAACUUGCAGGAGUUCAGAAAUUUUCACGGAUCUACAAGAUGUAUCAAGCCAAAAGUCGAGAUAAGUA